UCAUGCUGUGAUUUUCUUUGCGGUUGCCUGUUUUCCACCAAUCAGGCGAACAGGAAAAUUUCAAAAGUCUUCCUCAGAUAUUAUUAUAUACUCCCUCCGUUUAGAGUUUUGCACCACAUUCAUUGUUCCACUCGUCUCAAGAGUAUCACACUACUGCUUUUCGACGUGCGGGAGGGAUCUGAAGUUUCUGGGGAAAUGGUAUACAGCAUGGCAGCAUGUCUUCUCCACAUUACAAUUUUGUCCCCACCACCACCCCAGCUAGUCGCUGUUAAGCAGCGACUAGUUAAGUGCCAACACCCAGGAUGGAGCAGCGACAUUCCCGGUCUCUGCAUUUCUAUUUCCAUCUCCCUCUUAUUUCUUUGUCAAGGCCACUGCGGAGGAGGAAGGCGCUUUCCCUUUGCUUUUCUGCGCAACCUAUAAUCCACUUUGAUAAAUAGACUGUGGGAAAUCGUGUCGCUGGGCUUAUAGUGUAGCCCAUCUAUUCCCCAUGGAAACAAAAUAUAUGGCUAUCGUUUUGGGAUAUAUUAUGGUCACAGCGUUGGCAUAUAUAAAUGCGAGCUGGCCCCCGAUAGUAACGCCUCGAUAGUGAGAGGAGACGGGAAUAUACUAUCACAUUUUUUGGAUACUUCCCCAGAAGAUUUGCCAAUGAACCCAAUCAGCCGAGGGGUGGAUAUAAAGCAUUUCAUAUCCUACUCAUCAGAGGUGUUCUCCCUGCGGCGGCGACAUUUUUUAGAGACGCAACAUACAUAUUCAGAAAUAUUCCAGUCAUGGAACCCCGAUCCAUCUCUCCACUGCCCCCGGGGAGAGCGAAGAAGCCCCUUUCCACAAUUAUUCUCAAAUUCAUUCUUCACCAGUGGCUCCUUAUCGGCUUCGGCAUUGGCUGCGUGCUCGCAUACUACUUUCCGGAGGUGGGCAAACACGGCGGCAUCAUUAAAGCUGAAUACUCUGUCUUAUAUGGUGCCGUGGCCCUCAUCUUCCUGAUAAGCGGCCUUUCCAUCCCCAAGGACAAACUGCUCAGGCAUAUGAUGAAUUUUCGUCUGCACCUCCAAGUCCAGGGUGUCUCAUUUUUGGUUAUCCCCGCCAUAAUAACUGGACUGGUGCGUUUGAUUGAUGCCACGGACCACGCUGAAAAGAUCGAUCGGGCUGUGUUGGCUGGGUAUGUAAUAUUGGCAUGCCUACCGACCACCAUUGCGUCAAAUGUGGUGAUGACUCGGGCUGCUGGUGGGGAUGAAGCGGCGUCGUUGGUCGAGGUAUUCAUUGCGAAUAUCUUGGGUCCAUUCGUUACGCCUGGUUGGGCGGUGGCGUUAAUGCCCAAGUCUAGCACAUUUGAUGUGUGGAAGGAAUCGAACGGUGACUUACAAGGGAUGUACCAGAGCGUUUUUAAGGGGUUGGGGUUGAGUGUUUUCCUGCCGCUGGCGGUGGGCCAACUUGUUCGAUGGAAGUUGGCAGAGAGGACAGCGUGGGCGAUGGAGACAUUUUAUUUGGCGAAAUUGAGUACUGCAUGCCUGAUUUUGGUUUUUUGGGCCAGCUUCUCGACCUGCUUCGCAACUGGUGCUCUCGAAUCACUUAGUCAUGAAACAAUUGCCUUCGUCACGCUGUUUAACGUACUAUUCUACAUCUCCCUCACAUGCGUCAGCUUCAUAAUCGCUUAUCCUCCCUCAGCGCUUAUACCCCAGGCAAAGCCCACAACAACAAGAGUAGUUACACCGAAGAAAGCGAAACUACAUUUCCUCAUAAAUGCCGUCCUCACCCGCCUCAUCAAGCAAACGCCACCGCUCGAAACCAUCGCAAUUUGCUUCUGCGGCCCGGCGAAGACCACCAGUCUUGGCAUUCCCAUGCUCUACGCCAUGUAUCCUACGAUAGAUCUGCAUCUUGUCGCCAAGUUAACGGUACCAGUUAUCUUGUAUACGACGGAGCAGAUCUUUUGCGCACAUUUUAUGGUACAUUUGUUUAAGAAGUGGGGCAAAAGGAGGCAGGCAGAGUGGAUUGAGAAGGAAAAAAGGGCACAAGGGGGAAGAGAUAGUCCGAGAACUGGUUGUGAGAGCGAGCACACAAGUCUGAGUACCAGUGAGGGUGAGACAGCUGAGGGGAUGCAUGGGGCACUGGAUGGGCGUGACGAUACUGUUGAUGUUGAUGUUGAGCGGGGAGAAAAAGGAAUAGGAAUGCAGAUUCCGGUAAUUCUUUGAAAUUUUUGGAUUUUGGAUUUCUUUCUUUUGCUAGGAACUUUCACGACUAUAUAUAAUAUAGAGAGAGGAUUGGAUAUUGGAUCAGUCGGUUGGGAUUUUUGUUCGAGGCAAGGGAGGAUGAUAAAUGAUAGGUUUGGAUUAACAAGGCAAGGAGACACAUGGCAUCUAACAGAGAUGUAGCUGGGAAGGGAGUUAAUAGAUCUUUUUGUUUGGUAUAUACAACGGCACAGGUCGAAAGUUACCUAAGCUGGAAGGAAAUACAAACGGUAGAAGUGCUCUUGUCACGGCUAUAUGAAAACAGGUAGAUAGCCGAGAUAGGAUUUGGGAAAUAUUAUUUGCAGUUCACCUAUUUCAUUAUUCAUCCGUUUCAAAACAUGAAGAGUUGCUAUUACCUAUGUACAGAUAUGCAGACCGUUUAAAAUAGCCAAGAGCCAAUAUACCAAGGAAAGAAAAAUAUGUAAAUGAUUGAACCACGAAACCAUCUUGUA
This is a messenger RNA of Blastomyces gilchristii SLH14081, 2674 nucleotides long. Its product is annotated as solute carrier family 10. Lineage: Eukaryota; Fungi; Ascomycota; Eurotiomycetes; Onygenales; Ajellomycetaceae. The transcript has 2 exons. Bases 768 to 2186 code for a protein of 472 amino acids. Gene Ontology annotation, cellular component: plasma membrane. The record is from RefSeq and is a predicted model, not a curated record.